GCAGAGGAACGCCAUGGCAAUGUGGAGGAGAGACUGAGGCAGCACGAGGCCCAGCUGGAGGAGAAGAACCAGGAGCUGCUCAGGGCACGGCAGCGAGAGAAGAUGAACGAGGAGCACAACAAGCGUCUGUCUGAGACGGUGGAUAAGCUCCUGUCAGAGUCCAACGAGAGGCUGCAGCUGCACCUCAAAGAGAGGAUGUCUGCGCUGGAGGACAAGAAUGCCCUGAUCAGAGAGCUGGAGCACACCAAGAAGCUGAUCGAGGAGUCUCACCACGACAAGGAGCAGCUCCUGAUCCAGAUAGAGACGAUGCGGGCGGAGAGUGAGCAGGGGAGGAGCCGGAGCAACUCCUUACUGCACGGACGCUCUCAGAUGGGCAGCACUCCAGACUUCAGGUACCCGGUGUCGGCCUCCUCGAUGAUGGACAGUAACUCGGAUCAUUACGGCAGCGCUCUGGUGCUGCGGCGGCCGCAGAAGGGACGCAUGGCAGCGAUGAGGGACGAGCCGUCAAAGCGACAUGUGCAGACGUUGAACGAGCAGGAGUGGGAGCGCAUGCAGCAAGCUAACGUUUUGGCUAACGUGGCGCAGGCGUUCGAAAGCGACAUGGACGCGUCGGACCUGGAGGAGGACAGAGAGACGAUGUUCAGCUCCGUGGACAUGCUGUCCCCCGGGGGCCAGGCCGACGCUCAGACCCUCGCCCUCAUGCUGCAGGAACAGCUGGACGCCAUCAACAACGAGAUCAGGAUGAUCCAGGAGGAGAAAGAGAACACGGCGAUCCGGGCGGAGGAGAUUGAGUGUCGUGUCGGCAGCGGGGAGAGUCUCGGAGGUCGUUUCCGCUCCAUGAGCUCCAUCCCCCCCUCUCUGUGUGCCGGGUCCUCGCUGGGCGGCUCCCCCCCGGACUCCGGUAGCUCCACCCCCCGCAGAGUCUCCCGCAGCCCCAACAGAGAGCUGGACCGCAUGGGGGUCAUGACCUUGCCUAGUGACCU
Messenger RNA from Notothenia coriiceps (black rockcod), 983 nucleotides. Its product is annotated as liprin-alpha-1-like. Gene Ontology annotation, biological process: synapse organization. Lineage: Eukaryota; Metazoa; Chordata; Actinopteri; Perciformes; Nototheniidae. The transcript has 9 exons. Gene Ontology annotation, cellular component: presynaptic active zone. The annotation marks the transcript as partial. The record is from RefSeq and is a predicted model, not a curated record.